Messenger RNA from Penaeus chinensis, 1169 nucleotides. RefSeq names its product coiled-coil domain-containing protein 137-like. NCBI's taxonomy places the organism in Eukaryota, Metazoa, Arthropoda, Malacostraca, Decapoda, Penaeidae. The record is from RefSeq and is a predicted model, not a curated record. The transcript has 6 exons. The coding region runs from base 122 to 1036 and encodes 304 amino acids.
CUUCACGUGGAGCGAGCUCUAAACACAACAUUGCAGACGAGCGACAGAACUAUUUAAGAAUUAAUAAAAACAAAUUAGUCCUGUUAAUUAGAGAACAGCAAGGCAGAAGAUAACACAAAAGAUGACUCGCCACGUCAAAGGAAAGAAACACCGAGGAGUUAAAAACCCAUAUGAACAACAAAAACUCCGGGAUGAGAAGGACAAGAUCAAUCGUGCCCCAAAGAAUGUCGACACACAGGAGAUUCCGAGGAAACUUCAGAUGAUUUCCAAAUACAUAAAUAAAGUUAAUUCUCCUUCAGCUACAAAGAAAGCUAAGAAGAAAGUGCUUUCCCCUGCCACUUUGAAGAAAGAAAAGAAAAGGAGAAAGGAAAGCAAGCACUUAAUUGAUGGAAGAAGGUUGGAUCUAGUAGAUAAAGAGCAACGAGGCAUGACCCGGCCAGUGCAGCGACUUCCUCUCCUCAAACAGGGAAGGCGAGAGAAAGACGAGAAGUUCUUGGCCAGAGUACAUGACACUAUACAGAUGGUGAAGCACGAGGUUGCCUUUGAGGAGAAGUUCAAGGUGGAGGUUGAGCGUGACAAGCAAGGCAAGGUGAAGAUGGUAAACCGGUGGGAGGACAUGGACCCAGUCGUGUCAGAGAAGCAUCAGAAGCUCCAGGAGAAGAGAAAAGAGAAGAAGAGACAGCGGAAUAAGGAAAGGGCGGAGAAGCUGAAGAUGAAGAAAAGGAAAAAAGAGGUCGAGCCAGAUAUGCUUUAUGAGAAGGAUGAAUUUGAAUUUGGAGAGGUGGUGUACGAGCCCCCAAGUCUGAACACUGAGAAGCUGUCGAAGAAGCUAAAUGAGGAUUCAGAUAAGAUGAAGAACUUCCUAUUCCUGGACAUGAUGAAAGACAAGAAAGACUCCUUGCCCAGCGCCUCCGAGCAGAAGGCCACGCCCUUGUCAAUGGCCAAGAGGAAGAUGCUGGAGCAAGAGAGGGAGCGAGUUGUCCAGGCGUAUCGUGAGAUGAAGGCCUCCAAGAAGCACAAGGUGUCCCUCAGUUAAUCAUCUGAAGGCUUUCUGGCCUUUUGUACGUGUGUGUGUGUAUGUGAGAAGAUCGGUGUACACAUUUUGUACGCUUUGCUGUAUGUAGACUUUUAGUUUGUUGAAAAUAUGAAAUGGUCUAUUUAUGUUCAAA